CACUCUGUCGGAACAUGCCUGCAGAAGUGGUGAGUCAGAAAAGAAGUUAAUACAUAAGAAAACGUCCAUGCGUCUGUUGCCCAGUUGCACUGUGUAGUAUAUAACCUGCACACCUGGACCCGGGUUACAGCUGUGUAAGAAAAAACUUUGUGUGUGUGUAUUAACGGUGUAGAGAAGGCUAUUAAGGGAUCCACCUUAAAUUGAAAGAUUGUUGUUCAGACAAGCUGAAAGAUAACAUGGGAUGGAGAAUCUAACCACAACAAAGAUUGUCAAGUCUGGGGGAGCAGCUGGAGGGAGUGGCAAAGUGACCACGGAAACGGUAACCACGACAACCAGGUUGACAUCACUGCCACCAAAGAGCGUGAGUGUCUCUUCCAGUCAACGGACGGCAUCUGGCAGCGGCUCAGCUGCAGCUGCAGGUGUCCUGUCUCUGAGCGGAGGCCUCUCCGGGGACAGCAGCUCAGUGUUCACCUCCAGCAGCGGAUCCACCUCCACCUCUUACGCGGCUGGAGGCGGCGGUGGUGGAGGUAGUGGUGGAGGGGGUGGCGGAGGUGUCGGAGGUGGUUACCAAUCUGGCAAAGGUUCUGGAAACUUGACCGUCACUUCCCUGGGCGCUUCCUCCACCGGCAAUGCCUCGGGCGGACGGAGCUCCUCGCUCUCCCGCGGCUCUGAUUCAGAGUUUGUGAUCGGCAUGACUGGAGGAAGUGGAGGAGGAGGAGGAGGAGGAGGAGGAGGUGGUGGAGGAGGAGGCGGCGCUGUCUCUAGCGUGACCAAGACCAGCUACAGCUCGGGAGGGUCCGGAGGGGCACGGCUUGGGUCCACCUCCUCGUCCUCCAAGCCGAUGUACUCGCCUGUCACAGAGAGGAAGACCAUGAGCAUGACGAAGACCUCCCGCUCCGGCACUUACGACGGAAGUUCCAGUGGGAACUCAUCCCCUGAAUACACCAGGAGAGAAUAUGGCUCUUUAAAUCCUACCACAAGAGGACGGACGGAGAGCAGAGAGAGUGAGAUCAGAGCCAGACUCCAGAGUGCUUCUCCUUCCACCAGAUGGACGGAGCUGGGCGACGUGAAGCGUCUCCUGAGGGGCAGCCGCUCCGGCAGUGUCAGCCCCACCCGCUCCCCCACCAGCACGCUGCCCAUCCCCACCAAGGCCAGCGUGGACAGCCGGACCCUGUCCGACAGCUCCCAGGGCACUGCAGGCCAGUACGAAAGCGUUUGGACCGGCGGUGUGAACAGUGUUGGUAGCUAUGGUUACAGCACCAACGCAAACAACCUGUCUCCGGUGGGCGCGCUCCGUCUGACGGACACCGGGCUGCAGAGGAACCUGACCCAGAGCUCUCCCCCCGUCAGUCUUGGAAUGGCGGCCUCCACCACCUCUGGUCCGCUGUACGGGGUCCAGAAUAACCUGGUCAGCACAAGUAGCACGGGCUACACUGCAAACGGCAUCCAUCCACAUGCAGGUUACGGAGUACAGAAAAAUGUCAGCACUUCUGGAUAUAGCACAGUUGCAAUGGCACCCAGCAGUCCCACCAGCGACGAUGUCUUCUCCAAGGACUUCCGGUUCACUACCCUGGAAAAGGACAACGCUCCAAUCAAGAAGGAGACAGAGCGACUGGUGAUGACCAAGGACACCGGCAAGAUGUUCAGCUCCAAUCCCACCUCCACCUCUGGCUCGUACGCAGAGGACUCGCUGAAGAGAGAGAAGAAGAAGAUGUCGUCCAUCUCACUGGAGGCAGGAGGAGCUCAUGCUAACGGAACUGCUCAGAUUUACACCAAAGACAAGGCGACAUAUGCAGAGAUCCAGAAGGACGAGUCGGGCCUGGGAGCCGGGUUCAACUCCUGCUGCAGCUGGUGGAAGUGGCUGCUGGGACUCCUGUUGGGCCUGCUGCUGCUGUUGGGCCUGCUGUUCGGACUCAUCGCCCUGGCGGAGAAGUUCAAGCGUCUGGAGGACCGCGUGGAGACGCUGGAGAAGGUCGUGGGCGGCGGCACGGCCAGCACCAGCCGCCUCUCCUCCGUCAACAUCAUCGACCCCCUGGAGUCGUCCUACGUGCAGAAGAAGACCUUCGCCGGCACCGCCCAGUCGCGCUCCGGCAACGGGAUCGACCUGGGGGCCUCGGGGCCCGGGGCCGGCGGCGGUGGCGGCGGCGGCGGCGGCCUGGGGGUCGGCGGGGCCCUGGGGGCCGCUGGAGGGGGCCCCGCAUCCGGAGCCGUGGACAGCGCCGCCCUGCAGAGAGCCGUGGAGCAGCUGGUCCGGGCGGAGCUCCGCUCGGACACCCUGAGAGAAUCCCUGACGUACUCGAUGAAAGGAGCCAGAGGCGAUCCCGGAACUAAAGGCGAUCAUGGGAUGCAAGGAGGGAAAGGUGACACUGGCUUUGCCGGCAUACCAGGCCCUCCUGGUCAAAUGGGCCACCCUGGACUGGAGGGACCACGCGGAUCCAAAGGAAGCGCUGGUGAACCUGGCGCUGAGGGCCCCAUGGGCCCGAGAGGCCGCGAGGGCCCCGCCGGCCCCCGAGGAGGAGUGGGGGCCCCUGGCUUCGGGGAAAAGGGAGAGAAAGGACUGCCAGGUCUUCUGGGAAGCCAUGGUCCUGCUGGCAUUCCCGGACUCUCUGGGCCAAAGGGUGAUGUCGGCCCGCAGGGCAAUUUAGGAACCCCUGGAACUCCUGGACCUCAAGGCUUCCGUGGAGAGGCAGGGGCUCCGGGACCCAAAGGCGACCGUGGGACAACGGGGCCCCAGGGAAACAAGGGCGAACAGGGGGAGAAGGGCCCUCGCGGCUCUGCAGGUGAAGGUGGACCAGCUGGACCACGAGGCCCGGCUGGAGAUAAGGGUCCUAAAGGGCCAAUGGGUGAACACGGCUCUGAUGGUGAAAAGGGGGCUAGAGGUGAGCAAGGUUCGGUCGGGUUGCCAGGUUUGAGAGGACCGUCCGGACCUGGUGGCGAUGCCGGCGUCCCAGGCAAUACGGGACUACAAGGACCACCAGGUAUUGCUGGCAACCCAGGAGUACCUGGAGCUAAAGGUGAAACAGGAGAACCUGGCAAAAUCCUCAGUGCAGCCGGAUCCAACACCGUGGGAAUCCCCGGGCCACCAGGUCCUUCUGGGCCCCCAGGAACAGCGGGACCCCCUGGGCUGUCGGGCCCCAUCGGCCCCGCGGGUCUCCCUGGCCAAUCCGGACCCAAGGGAGAGCAGGGAGAGCCGGGUGAGAGGGGAGGCAGGGGCGAGGCGGGGAGGCCUGGCGAGCCUGGAAUCAGUGCCAGGACAUCGGAGACCGUCAGCUCCCCCCGGACCAGGCAGUCCUCAGUCUCUGGCCCCCCUGGGCCCCCCGGACCCCCUGGGAUCCCAGGCCAGCCCGGUCCACAGGGCUAUGCCGCUGAAAGCAUUCCGGGUGCACCAGGACCAGCCGGACCGGCAGGUCCGGCUGGGAAGGCCGGUAGUCCAGGUUUCGGUCAUCCCGGACCCAAAGGAGAGCCGGGGGAGCCGGGCAGCUUCGUCCCCACCUCAGAAACCUUCUUCGCUGGACCUCCCGGACCCGCUGGACCCCGCGGGCCUAAAGGAUCCGCUGGCGAGAGAGGACUGCAGGGUUACCAAGGGGACCCAGGCCAGCCAGGGCUACCAGGCAGCCCAGGGGAUGCGAACGGCGGUGGUCUCGGGUUCCCCGGCCAGCCCGGUCUCAUGGGCCCUCCCGGACCUGCUGGGUUCCCGGGACCUAAAGGUGAGGACGGGAUCCCGGGAGCUCCCGGAGCGCCAGGCGUUUCCAGCGGGGCGGUGGCCGCGGGUCUCCAGCAGGGCAUCCCCGGGCCCCCCGGCCCCCCAGGCCAGCCUGGGAGGGACGGGCAGGGCUCUGGGUCCGUGGACGUGGGCCCGUAUGUUGCAGACUACCUGCAGCGCGGUGACCUUCUGCGUUAUCUACCGGCUGGCCCUCCCGGCCCACCGGGGCCCCCUGGUGGCGACUCGGUGAACGACAUCGCCAGCAUGGUCAUCUCCUACAUCCAGAACCAGGGCUUCGGCUCCGGGGUCGCUGGCCCCCCCGGCCCUCCUGGGUCCAUCUCUGUCAAUGACAUCAUCAACCUGCUGCAACAGGAGGAGGUGCGGAGGUACGUGUCCGGGCCCGCCGGCCCCCCAGGGGUCCCAGGGGUCCCAGGGGUCCCAGGGUCCACUGGGGCCCCAGGCCACGGGGGCUACGGAUACAACCCCCAGGAGCUGGCUCAGCAGGUCUACACCAUGAUGUCUGAGAACGGGCUGGCCGGCGUUCCAGGACCACCGGGACCCCCUGGCGCUCCCGGUAUUCCCGGAGACCUGUCUCUGGUGCAGAACGCUGGGUUCCUGGGUACGGCUGGCCCCCAGGGGCAUCGCGGGGAGCCCGGUCCCCCGGGCCUCCCGGGGCCCUCCGCCGCCCCGUGCACACACGAGACCCACGCCGCUUCCUACCCCGGCGGCCCCAUGUACGGCCUGGAGCAGAUCCAGGACUACCUCCAGAAUGUAGGCUUGAGGGGCUUCCCGGGCCCGCCUGGCUCUCCCGGCCCCAUGGGGCCCCCCGGGCCUGAGGGCCCCCCCGGUACUGUCAGGGGCCUGGUGGCCUACGCAGAACACACGGAGAACAACAGGGAGAUGCUGCCCAGAGAGGCAGAGUACGCCAGAGACGACCCUAUGAGGCGGCUCGCCAUGCACGGGCCCCCCGGCCCCCCGGGGCCCCCUGGACCCCAGGGCUACAAGGGAGAGCGUGGUGAGCCGGCCCCCAGGGCCCCUCACGACCACCGGACCAGCCAGGGACGCACGCUGGCGGACAGCGGGGACUACUCUGACAUCGCCGCCAGAGUGACCGACUACAUCCAGUCCCGCGGCCUUCUGGCGGACAUGGUGAGGGGCCGCUCGGACCGCGUCGUUCAGGGGCCCCCCGGACCCCCCGGGCCCCAGGGCCCCGUGGGCCCUGCGGGGUCCAGCCGCUGGGUCGGCUCCCCGAGGAACGCCACCGACCUGGUGGAGUACAUCCGAGCUCACGGCCUUCUGCGAGACGCCACGAGGGACCGGUCCGACCGGGUGGUCCACGGGCCCCCAGGCCCCGCGGGACCCCCGGGCCAACCGGGGCACAGCCGCUUGGUGGGCUCCCACGAGAACGCCACCGACCUGGUGGAAUACAUACGAUCUCACGGCCUGCUACGAGACACAGUGAGGGAGUACACCGAUCGCAUUGUCCAAGGGCCCCCGGGGGCUCCUGGAGAGCCCGGUCAGCCCGGGUACAGCCAGCACCUCGGCCCCGACGGCAGCGUCACCAACUUGGUGGAACACAUCAAAGCGCACGGAGCAUUCACCGGACCCCCUGGGUAUCCUGGGGUCAAAGGUGACAGAGGAUACACAGGUCAAAAAGGAGAGAGAGGUGAACAAGUUUAUCCCGAUCCAUGGAGGGGAGAUAAAGUAGAGAGCCACCUCAGGACUUCCAGAAGAAGGAGACACGUGGCCGCCUGAGGAGUCUGGACGUCGGCAGUAGGCGUGGGAGUUUUAGUGUGAAACCUUGCUGAGUUUGGGGUUUCUGACGGUGGUCCUGGCCUUUCUAACGGGACUAUGGGGAACACACAGUGGUGUGUAUAUGUAGACACCGCCCGCAGGGGUCUGGGACCAGUGGUGUUGAGUUGAGGCCUGCUCACCGGUUUAAUUAACUAAUUGUAAAGUGGGGCAUUCAUGGGUUUAUGUUUUCAUACGUCAGUAUUUCUACUGUUUCUACUUAUGUUUGUUUUCGUCAUUUAUGAAUUUUAGCAGAGGUUUUGUAUUAGCAUCUAGGGUUGAAUCGACAUGCAUUAGAAAUGUAACUUUAUAAAAUAGGUCGGAUUUUGUCAGGACAACUUUGGUCGACUGAACAUGUAUAAACUAUGAAACCAAAAGACCAUACAAACAUUACCAGCAUAAAGAACAUUGUUUAUUUACAGUACAGAUGUUGAAGCUACAUUACACAGGCAUUGCUAAUAGCUAUGAACUCAUUUUAUAAAAUACAUCAUCAUUUACACAUGGAUGUUUAAUUAAUCAACGUACAUACAUACAUAAUGGAAAUAUAUCUCAGUGAAACCAAGCAAUAUUACAGUUGAUUUUACUGAUCAUUUUGACAAUGAAUUGUGCAACAAAAACUGUAAGAUCAGCACAAGCUUAAGCCGAGAGCUUGUUUAUAAAUAGCUACUGUCUGGUAAGUGACAAGGUUCACAACACUCAUGCUUUAGGAUAUGUCUGUGGAUAGCAGCCUAUUAUAGCGGCCUUCAUUGAUUGAUACAUCAAACAGCCAAUCACCAAGAUGUGUUAUUCUGAAAUUAACCAAUGGGAAGUUAGGUUUACCCAAACAGGUCCAGAGCAUUUCAAAAGCUUCCUUGACUACCACAUCAAAUAUGUCACUGCACUUAAGAGUACAUAAAAGUAUUAGAUGAAACCGUUAGUCAAGUAACGGUGAGUAGCAUAUUCUCUUACUGAGCUGGCACUGAAACUAGCCUAUUCACAAUUACUAAGAACUAUACUAUACUAACUACAGUAUAGUCUUUCUGAAGUAGUAAGACUAUUAGCUACACUAUAGUAAUUACAAUGACCCAUUUUUUUUUUUUCAAAGAGUGAAUCAAGACCGAGGCAGACGAUCAUGAAUAUCAACAGCACGUAUAAAUAAAUAAAUGCCAAAGCAGAAAUAAGCUUUGGUUUUCUGUCA
Messenger RNA from Gadus macrocephalus (Pacific cod), 6671 nucleotides. Its product is annotated as collagen alpha-1(XVII) chain-like. The transcript is spliced from 57 exons. Lineage: Eukaryota; Metazoa; Chordata; Actinopteri; Gadiformes; Gadidae. Bases 242 to 5458 code for a protein of 1738 amino acids. The record is from RefSeq and is a predicted model, not a curated record.